Eruca vesicaria subsp. sativa (arugula) is the source of this 474-nucleotide messenger RNA. The record is from the annotation of a GenBank genome assembly. Lineage: Eukaryota; Viridiplantae; Streptophyta; Magnoliopsida; Brassicales; Brassicaceae.
AUGAUCAUCAAUGAAGAUGAUGAACCUUUCUGCAUUUGUGAAUUAUGCUGUGAUACUUUUGAUAUAUGUGCCGAAUUCAUCACUCAUCUCAAGAGUGAAGAACACAGAAACAAGUGCCCAAAGACUAUUGUGAGCUUAGACAUUUUUGCAAAGUUUGCAAUUAUCUCGGCUACGACGAAUAUAACAUGCUCCUCCAUAACCAAAGCGAUGAACAUAAUCGGAAGAAUGAAUCCCUUCUCCGUAUCAUCGCCAAGAGUAGCUUAUUUGAAUCACAGAGAUCUUGAUUUGGGAAACGACACGAGGACCAACACUAGCUUUGAAGAUGCAAGGGAAUGGGGUGAGAAGUAUUACAGAGGUAACUUCAAGAAGUUGGGUUUGGUUAAAGGGAAUAUCGAUCCAACGAGGAAACAAAGAUGCAAUGUUGUGUAUUUUUUCUCUAGUAGAUAUGUACCCAAUAACAAACAAAUUGAAUAG